UCCCAGACUUCAGACUUAUUUGCAAUGAUUGAGCGGAUGCAGACCAGCAGAAUGGAUGAACAGAGAUGUAUGCCUCCACCACCCCUCAAAACAGAGGAAGACUACAUCCCCUACCCCAGUGUCCAUGAGGUCCUGGGCCGGAAAGGUCCGUUCCCUCUGAUCCUGCUGCCUCAGUUUGGGGGUUACUGGAUCGAGGGCACCAACCAUGACCUGGGCACUACCGUAGACCCAGAGCAGCUGUUCUGCUUGCCGGUGCCAGUCAAACUGGAGACAAACAGCCUCGCCAAAAUCUACAGAAAGCACUUUUUGGGCAAGGAACACUUUAAUUACUACUCAGUGGACAGUGCACUGGGACAUCUGGUCUUCUCCAUGAAAUAUGACGUCAUUGGAGAUCAGGAGCACCUCCGCCUACUACUCAGGACAAAGUUCAAGACCUACCAUGAUGUGAUCCCCAUCUCCUGCUUGACUGAAUUUCCUAAUGUCGUCCAGAUGGCCAAGCUUGUGUGUGAGGAGGUCAACGUGGACAGAUUUUAUCCAGUCCUGUACCCUAAGGCUUCAAGGCUCAUCCUGACCUUUGAUGAACAUGUCAUCAGCAACAACUUUAAGUUUGGGGUCAUCUAUCAGAAGUAUGGUCAGACAAGUGAGGAGGAGCUGUUUGGGAACAGUGAAGAGAGUUCUGCCUUUGUGGAAUUCCUGGAGUUUCUCGGCGAGAAGAUCGAGCUACAUGACUUUAAAGGGUUCCGUGGUGGACUGGACGUGACACACGGGCAGACAGGGACUGAGUCCAUUUACCACAACUUCCACAACAAGGAAAUCAUGUUUCACGUGUCCACCAAACUGCCCUAUACGGAAGGGGAUGCACAGCAGCUUCAGAGGAAGAGACAUAUAGGAAAUGACAUUGUGGCCAUUGUGUUUCAAGAGGAGAACACACCGUUUGUUCCAGACAUGAUUGCCUCCAACUUCUUACACGCUUAUGUGGUGGUGCAGGUGGAGGACGCCUGUUCAGACAACGUCCUCUACAAGGUGUCUGUGACAGCGCGGGAUGACGUCCCGUUCUUUGGACCUCCUCUCCCUGAUCCAGCCGUCUUCAAGAAGGGUCCAGAGUUCCAUGAGUUUCUCUUGACAAAGCUCAUUAAUGCAGAAUAUGCCUGUUAUAAAGCAGAGAAGUUUGCUAAGCUGGAGGAGCGGACUCGCUCUGCUCUGCUGGAAACUCUGUAUGAAGAGCUACAUGUUAACAGUCAGUCCAUGAUGGGCCUGGGAGGAGAGGAGGACAAACUGGAGAACGGAGGAGCAGGAGGAGGGGGAGGCGGCGGCUUCUUUGAAUCCUUCAAGAGGGUGAUUCGUAAUAGGAGCCAGUCUAUGGAUGCUAUGGGUCUCAGUAACAAGAAACCACACACGGUGUCAACCAGCCACAGUGGGAGUUUCACCCAGAACCCAGCCGACGCCCCCAAGACCCCCGGAAUAUCAUUGUUUGUUCCGGUGAAAAGUCCCAGUAGAUUCGGCCGGCGUGGCAGUGCUAUAGGAAUAGGCACAGUGGAAGAGUCUCUGAUUAUUCCUGGGAAAAGCCCAACCCGUAAGAAGUCUGGCCCGUUCAGCUCUAGGAGGAGCAGUGCCAUUGGCAUUGAGAACAUCCAGGAAGUUCAGGAGAGAAGCAGGGAGGUGUCCCCCAGCACACAGAAAACCCCUGAGAGUGCCCACGCAUCACUGGACCUCAAAUCUGACAACUCAUCCAAUCAAAGCUCUCCAGAGAUGCAUACCACUAGGACAGGUUCUGCUCUGUGCUGUCGAGCUCCCUCCAUUCCUGAGACGCAGGAUCAGGAUCUGUCACAUUCCUCCUCCAGCACCAGUAGCUUUACCAGUAUGGUGGAGGAGAACGAGAAUGAGGUGACGGAGGAGUACAGCGCUGGACUGGAGAGAUCUACAGGAACACCACUGAAAAGAGAAUCAUCUCUGACCAGCAGUGGCCUGAUGGAGGACAGCUCCAGAGGUACCAGCCCAGGGGGCUCCUCAGGUUAG
This is a messenger RNA of Chanos chanos (milkfish), 2016 nucleotides long. RefSeq names its product RAP1 GTPase activating protein b (gene rap1gapb). Gene Ontology annotation, cellular component: cytoplasm. Gene Ontology annotation, molecular function: GTPase activator activity. NCBI's taxonomy places the organism in Eukaryota, Metazoa, Chordata, Actinopteri, Gonorynchiformes, Chanidae. The record is from RefSeq and is a predicted model, not a curated record. The coding region runs from base 25 to 2016 and encodes 663 amino acids. Gene Ontology annotation, biological process: regulation of small GTPase mediated signal transduction. The transcript is spliced from 20 exons.